GUCCAACUUAUGAGCUGUGAAGGCAGCUAGCUAGAGGUAACUAGACUCUGCACUGCACUACCACCACGAGAUCCCAGAGUCUGUAGAGAGGAAAAGAGAGUGUGGUCAGAGAGGACAGUGCCUAGAUUGGCCGACGGUCCCAGAACAUGCCCUCAGACAGAGAGCCAUGCGUCACUGCUAAACUACUCCAUCUUAUCUUCCUCUCAACCUUUUGGGGCAUGCAGAUAUGGGUCACCUUCAUCUCUGGGUUUGUGAUGGACAGCCAUCUGAACAGACACGCCUACGGCUUUAUUCAGAGCCGCCUGUUCCCUUUCUACCUGCACAUCGGUUCAGCGUGUGCCUUCUUUAACCUCGCCAUUUUUGCCAUCUACCAUCCCAGAGACCUGCUGGAUGAGAAAGAAGCCGCUCAGAUCUUUAUCUUCUUCGUGUGCGUGACCGUGGCGGCAGUGAACGCCCAGUGGUUUGGCCAGCUGACCUCUGAGAUCAUGGCGGACAUGCAUGUGAUGGAGCAGUCCUGCGGCCUGGGUCAGGACAUCGGCCUGUCGUCCAACCGCGAGGCUUACUCCAAACUGUGUCUCGCCAACCCCAAGUACAAGCGGUUAAGCAGCCGGCUGUGGCUCUACCACCUGCUGUCGUCCCUGUGCAACCUGUGCUGCAUUGUUUGUAAUGGCUACAGUCUUUACUACCUAGCAGAGAACCUCACUACGCUGUGAACAGCUAGACAGCCGACCCUGUGCCAGGGCGACAUACCGGCGAUGCAGAGAGAGGCAGUCUGUGUCUUGGACCUGGGCCAACAAGUCAGUCUGGGCAUGCCCAGCUAGUGCCACCCUGGUUGGUCUCGUUUCUUACUGUUUUUCUCUUCCUUUGUCCUCAGUCUCGUAGUAUCUAAUGUAAAAUACUUAUGUAGAUCAGAUGCACUAUCUUUGAAAGAUGGGGGGUUUUUUUUUUUAGAAGAAGAAGAAGAACAGUUGUUACAGAAUAUCAAAUUUUUUUUUUUGUUUUUUUUUUAUAUGUUGAUUUCUUUUUCCUCUACUCACAUGCAUGAGAAAACUCUAGAUUAUUCUGUUAAAGAAUCUCCCAUAGAUUCUUCAGCCAAUACUUCUGGAGUCCUUAUGAUCAUUUUGUACACCGUGUUCGUGAUCACAGCUGCUGGGUUUAUGUGCUCUUAGUAAACAGGCCAAGGGUUGUCCUGCGGUCAGGUUGUAUGGGGGGCAAUCAAGGUGACCACUCCCUGGCCUCGGAGCUGGUAUCCCAGGGUUGGGGAAAGUACCAAUUUGCUGAUUGUGUGCCACCACAUUCUGUUGACAUCCAUCCAAGCUGCAACACCCACUCACAACCUUUCCUCCUGUAUGGCAAGCUCGCACAGAGCAUGCUUCCUUUGUGGUAAGACUUCUUUCCUAAUUAGCUUCAGUACUCAAAACGGCAUGUUUUAGCUGUGGCGAAUAUCUAUAGCUGGUCUGGAGCCCUCUUUGCAUUUCCCAGCCUUUUGUCUCUGUUCCUCCUCAAUGUGGUUCUGCAGGUUAUGCAGGCUCUACUGUCUAACCAUCAGGUACUGUAGACACACCCACACCAGCAAUGCGACACAAAGUAGCAGCGCAAUGUAACUGAACAUAGCUGCAGUGCAGGUUGUACGUUUGGGGGUCCAGAUAAGCAACUGUCUCAGUUUACAGACUUCAUCAGUAGCAUUUGCUCUUUAAAAUGUAACAAGUAGCAUGCAAACUCCAUGCGUUUGGUGAAUGAGUCUACACAACUUGGCUAGCUAAAGAAAGCUACCUUGUGAGCAGAAGCCUUAACCGAACGUACAGCGUGGCGCGUUCUUCUAAGGGUGGAUGCUUAACAGUGCUGGCAAACUGCUCCUGUUGUACGUCUGUUAGCACCACCAAGGUCAUCUUUACCACCCAGCUUCAAUUCCCAGAAACACGUAGCAUCUUGCUGACAAGCCAAAUGCUGUAAAUAUAAACUGAAAUGUUGAUAGUAAUGUUUGUAUAAGUGGAUCAGUAUACUAUAGUGAUUCUCUUUUAAUCCUAUAGAUUAAAAAUAAGGUAUCCCAGUGACACCAAGACUACAUCUUUGAUACUUUUAGAAUAAACUUGUGAAUCUAAAAGUAGGCAUUUGAUCAGGGAGCUGUCACUGCUAGGCUAAGUUGUUCUGCAGUGAAGUCUGUGCAGUUUUUCACUUUCCCGAGAGUUAGUCAUUUGCGUCUAAGCCUACAGUAUUGGUUUCAUCAUGAUAGAAAACAUAAUCCACCAUUCUGACAGCACUCCUAAAUGGUAUCUUCAUCAGUAGGGUUGUACAUGUGCAGUUGUAUGGCUCCCUUCACGUGCUGUGACAUUCUGCUCUUUAGGAGUCCACGGCAAACUGUGAAUGUGUGAUAGUGGAUUGUCAAUCAAGUAUGCUUAUUGGACAAUAAGGACCACACCCCGACAACUCUCAGAUCGGGCCAAUGAGUUAAUUUGGUUGGCUUUUCUGUAGUGUUUCAUCUCUUUGGUCAUUUUUAAAUGCAAAAUUUGCAGGAUGCUGCAUAACACUCCAAUGUAAUGCAAGGCAUAUUUUAAUACCGUAUAAUAUAUUCCCUGGGUCUUUAAAAUGUAUCUGCAUUACAGGAGUGACAUGAUUCAUCAUGUGCCCAUACUUGAUGUUACACAGUCGCAUUGUGUGCCUCACUGUGUAUUGUUAUGAAAGAAUGUUAGGCUGGAAAAUCCUGUCCAUCCCAGUUUUAUCUCUCGUUCAUGUCUAGUGUUGUCAUAGGACCCUAAAUAGGAAAAUGCGAAUAAUGUUUUAGACUAGACUAUAUAAUAUAGAAAAGAAAGCUGCUGGUAAGGCUUUUAGUAUCUUGCUCUGCAAUUUAGGGUGCUCGCUAUUCAGUCAAUGCAAAUGAGACAGCAGUUCAUUAAAAAUGAAUAUUUCCAUGUUAAUUGCUGCAGUGGUGGUUUCAUGGAGUACCUGAUGUGAAUGGACUCACAUGGUGUUUAAGCCUAUUCUUUAACACCUUUGGAUCUGUUUUUAUCUAGGUGGAGUUCUGUUCACCAUGAUGAGACCCAGUACAGGACUGUAUUCCCGGUGGUAUUUAUGUGUUUUAUGGUGUUGGAUAAUAUCCAUGUAUCGGAUGAAGUUACCAUUACAGUUUCUGAUAAUAUUUUGUUACUUUUGCACCUUUCAUGUCUGUUAAUGCACCUCUGUUAUUAUGGAUUCUUACCACUUAAAGGUGGUCAGUGUACUGGACAGCUAUUUAUUCAGAUGGUGUGUGUGUGUGUGUGUGUGUGUGUGUGUGUGUG
Messenger RNA from Electrophorus electricus (electric eel), 3275 nucleotides. Its product is annotated as transmembrane protein 205. The record is from RefSeq and is a predicted model, not a curated record. Lineage: Eukaryota; Metazoa; Chordata; Actinopteri; Gymnotiformes; Gymnotidae.